Molecule: messenger RNA, 3007 nt
Organism: Rattus norvegicus (Norway rat)
Lineage: Eukaryota; Metazoa; Chordata; Mammalia; Rodentia; Muridae
Gene: Chrna5
Product: cholinergic receptor nicotinic alpha 5 subunit
Exons: 6
Coding region: 58-1461 (467 amino acids)
Biological process (GO): chemical synaptic transmission, postsynaptic; monoatomic ion transmembrane transport; excitatory postsynaptic potential
Cellular component (GO): synaptic membrane; acetylcholine-gated channel complex; postsynaptic membrane
Molecular function (GO): acetylcholine-gated monoatomic cation-selective channel activity; extracellular ligand-gated monoatomic ion channel activity; transmembrane signaling receptor activity
Source: RefSeq, marked validated
UUGCUCGGCCCCUCGGGGUCCGGAGUUAUCCGCGAGGCGGCCGUCGGCGGGCGGGCGAUGGCGGUGCGGGGGUCGCGGCGGCGCGCGCUGCGCCUGCUCUUGAUGGUGCAGCUGCUGGCAGGGCGCUGGCGGCCGACCGGGGCGGCGCGGGGCACGCGGGGAGGGUUGCCUGAACUAUCCUCUGCUGCCAAACAUGAAGACAGCUUGUUUAGGGAUUUAUUUGAAGACUACGAAAGGUGGGUUCGCCCUGUGGAACACCUGAGCGACAAGAUAAAAAUCAAGUUUGGCCUUGCGAUAUCUCAGUUAGUGGACGUGGAUGAGAAAAACCAGCUGAUGACGACGAACGUCUGGUUGAAGCAGGAAUGGAUAGAUGUGAAAUUGAGAUGGAAUCCUGACGAUUAUGGUGGGAUAAAGAUUAUACGUGUUCCUUCGGACUCCCUGUGGAUCCCAGACAUCGUUUUGUUCGAUAAUGCAGAUGGACGUUUUGAAGGGGCCAGCACGAAAACAGUUGUCAGGUACAACGGCACUGUCACGUGGACGCAACCAGCAAACUACAAAAGUUCUUGCACCAUCGACGUUACCUUUUUCCCGUUUGAUCUCCAAAAUUGUUCCAUGAAAUUCGGCUCGUGGACAUACGAUGGAUCCCAGGUUGAUAUAAUCCUAGAGGACCAAGAUGUCGACAGAACAGACUUUUUCGACAAUGGAGAGUGGGAAAUCAUGAGCGCGAUGGGGAGCAAGGGGAACCGGACGGACAGCUGCUGCUGGUACCCCUACAUCACGUACUCCUUUGUGAUUAAGCGGCUGCCUCUCUUCUAUACCUUGUUUCUUAUUAUCCCCUGCAUUGGGCUCUCAUUUCUGACUGUGGUUGUCUUCUAUCUCCCUUCAAACGAGGGUGAAAAGAUUAGCCUCUGCACCUCAGUGCUCGUCUCUCUGACUGUCUUCCUUUUGGUAAUCGAAGAGAUCAUACCGUCAUCUUCCAAAGUCAUACCCCUGAUUGGGGAGUACUUGGUGUUCACCAUGAUUUUCGUGACCCUAUCCAUUAUGGUGACUGUCUUUGCCAUCAACAUCCACCACCGCUCUUCCUCCACACACAACGCUAUGGCGCCCUGGGUUCGUAAGAUAUUUCUCCACAAGCUUCCCAAGCUGCUCUGCAUGAGAAGUCAUGCGGAUAGGUACUUCACUCAGAGAGAAGAAGCCGAGAGUGGGGCUGGACCUAAAUCUCGGAACACUUUGGAAGCCGCACUCGAUUGCAUUCGCUACAUCACGAGGCACGUCGUGAAAGAGAACGACGUCCGCGAGGUUGUUGAAGAUUGGAAAUUCAUAGCCCAAGUCCUUGAUCGGAUGUUUUUGUGGACGUUUCUUCUGGUGUCAAUCAUUGGGACUUUAGGGCUUUUUGUUCCUGUUAUUUAUAAAUGGGCCAAUAUAAUAGUCCCAGUUCACAUUGGAAACACAAUUAAGUGAAACCAAGAAAUUACCCUGUGGAUUUAGUGAGCAGUCAUGCAGCUCUUAGGACAUGUAUGCUGUUAUGGAAAUGUGAAGGUAGUUACAAUUUGACAUAGGCUAUAACAGAUUAGCAAUUUCUAACAUUGGCUUAAUGUUGUCCAUUAGAACUGCAGUAAUAACCUCAAAUAGCAACAACACAUUGUCUGCCUGCACUAGUGAAGGCCUAGCAUCUGCAUCCUGGCAAACCCUACCAAUUUGCAACCAAUGAUGAAGGCCAUCCUUGGAGUGCUGGAAAACUCAACUGUAUUUGAAGACUAUUUAAAACUCCCCCCAAAUUUAGUAGGAACAUAUAUAUGUGUGGUUUUGAAUUUUCAGAAUGGGUCUUUGGGUCUUGUUAAAUUGUCUGGGCUAGCACAAAACCUCCUGAGUAGCUGGGACCAUGGGUGUGCUCCACUUUGCCCUGUUCUGUAUUCACAGAUAUAAAAUACAUCAUUAUUUUAUAGGAGGUAGACCCAUUACUUGGUUUAAUAAUAACUUAAUGUCAGUUAGGUUUAAUUAUAACCUUAUGUCAGCUAAUGUUCUAUUGCUGUGAAGAGACAUCAUGACCAUCAACUCUUAUAAAGGAAAACAUUUCAUCAGUGCUGGCUUACAGUUUUUGAGGUUUAGCCAAUUAUCACAGUGAAAGCAUGAUAGCAUCCAGGUAGACAUAAUGCUGGAUCCAGGAGUUCUCUACAUCUGGAUCAGCAGGCAGCAGGAAGAGAGAGAGAGCCACUGGACCUGGCUUGAGCAUCUGAAACCUCAAAGCCCACCUCCAGUGACACACUUCCCCCAACAAGGCCCCACCUCCUAAUAGUGCCACUUGCUGGUGAUCAAGCAUUCAGUCUAUGGGUCUACGAGAGCCAUUCCUAUUCAAACCACACUUAAUAGGAUGCUAUUCUUUACUGACAUUUUUAAUAAGCGACAAAUGGUAACUAGAAACAUCGUAGGCCCACUUUACUCUUUAUAUGGUAAUAUGGAUUGGCUUUUGUAUUAACUAGUUUUACAGCCUAUCUGAAAACAUGUAACAGGCAACUCCUGCAGACACAUUCUUUGUAAUGACUUUAUAAUCCUGCAGUGGCAUGUUCCGGUAAUGACUUCAGUCUCCUCGUCCACACUCUCCGGUUAGUAGAGCCAUUUAUGUACAUCGCAUAUCCCUGAUUUCAGAGCAACGGUGCAGUUGCACAGGUUCCCACCUCAAAAUGGGAUGCCAUGACUCUGUCUGGAUAAUUCUGUGGAAAAACCAUUCUGAGCUGGAUACGGUGCCUCAUACCUGUCAUGUCUACUUUCAGGAGGCAGAGGCAGGGGAAUUGCUGUGAGUUGUUGGUCAGCCUGGGUUACAGUAUGAGACCCUGUCUCAGAAAACCAAACAAGGGGCUGGGGAUUUAGCUCAGUGGUAGAGCGCUUACCUAGGAAGCGCAAGGCCCUGGGUUCGGUCCCCAGCUCCGAAAAAAAGAAUCAAAAAAAAAAAAAAAGAAAACCAAACAAAAACUUCCCCUGUGAGUUGAUAUAAGCACACUGUCAUAUC